GGUCACUUCAACACAAACAAAAUGGCGGCGCCAGGCGGAGAGAAGGAGGAUGUUCGCGGGAAAACGAGCCCUGAACCCGGGAAACUGGAGUUCUCCCUGGACGUCCCUUUCCCGACCGCUCGAGAAGCCGAGGUCGCUCUGGGCUCUCUGUCCCCAGACCGAGAGCCGAGGAAGGGUGGGAUCAGUAAACGCCUCUCUGUGUCCGGCAGCACGUUGUCUGUGAGGUGGAGCGCAGACGAAGCUCGAGUCCUCCGAGUGUCCGUCAACUCGUUUCUGGAUCAUCUGUCACUCGUUGUCGAGACCAUGCAGAUGUUUGGCCCCCCCGUUUCCCAGUGAAGCUUCUCUAUGGAUUCACGACUACGAGUCUUCGAUGUUGGACUUUUUCCACAGGACACGGGUCCGCCACCUGGAACAGGUUCAAACUGGAGUUUUAUAAAAGACGUUUGAGUAACUGGCAGCUUCAGAUCUGCGUUCUGGUUUGUUUUAAACUGGAAGAUCUGAAUGUUUCCUUGGAACUGGACCUCGGAGGCCGGUGGUGUGACUGGGAUCGAGUGUCUUUUGUGAAGAUCAGCUCCAGACAUGUUUUAAACAUGGAGAUUACUUUUGUGUCAUUUUUGUUUCUCCAAGAACAUUUGAUAAAAAAUGUUAAAACUGCAUCACAUGCUCCUGUCAUUUAAAAAUCCAGAGUGUAAAUAUCUGUGAUUGAUUAUUUCAAAAGUUGCUCAAAAGAUUUCUGACUUUUUGUUAAAGUUGAUUAAAACAAAUGAUUCCUAUGAUGUUCAGAUGAAUAUUGACCAUAACUUCAGGACUAAUUUAUUCUGUAUUAAAUCACAGCUUAAAUACUUUAGAA
This is a messenger RNA of Pleuronectes platessa (European plaice), 850 nucleotides long. Its product is annotated as EKC/KEOPS complex subunit Lage3. The record is from RefSeq and is a predicted model, not a curated record. Bases 22 to 336 code for a protein of 104 amino acids. NCBI's taxonomy places the organism in Eukaryota, Metazoa, Chordata, Actinopteri, Pleuronectiformes, Pleuronectidae. Gene Ontology annotation, cellular component: EKC/KEOPS complex. The transcript is spliced from 3 exons.